Messenger RNA from Podospora pseudopauciseta, 756 nucleotides. RefSeq lists its product as uncharacterized. The transcript has 3 exons. Lineage: Eukaryota; Fungi; Ascomycota; Sordariomycetes; Sordariales; Podosporaceae. The coding region runs from base 1 to 756 and encodes 251 amino acids. The record is from RefSeq and is a predicted model, not a curated record.
AUGUCGCAGACCUCCCAUCCAACCCUCAUCAACCUCCCUCCAGGCCCCUCCAACCCAGACACCCCUGAGAUUCCCGGAACCCCAACCUCCACGACCACCUCCCUCUCGGCCCUCUCCACAACAGCCAUCAAAGACGGCCACAAGGGCACCGUCCACCACCACCCUCACCCUCUAAAUCCCCGCGGCCUACCCCCCCAAUAUGACCCAUCCAACUCCUCCCUCGAAGCCGAACGCGCCGACCGCAUCUCCCGCCUCACCGGUCUGGCCCCCGCCGCUUUUUCUCGACAACAACAAUUCCGAUCCGGCCAACAACAACCUAUCCAACCCUAUACCCAAACCCAACAAUUCCAACCCCCAACAGGUAUAGCCUACUUUGAUGCUCAAGGUCAACCCCAAAUGCAAAACAAGAUGAGCACUGUUGGGUCUGCCUCGGCAACAGAAGUGUCCCCUUCUCUGGGGGGUGGGUCAGUCAGCGGGAGGAGCAGGACUACGACGAUGAGGGGGAGGGAGGAUGGGGAUGAGGAUAUGUUGACUGAGAUGGAUAGUGCUAGUGUUGCGGGGGGGAGCGGGUAUGUGGAUGAGGAUAUGAUGAUUGAUGAGAUGGAUGAUGAUGGGUUGAGUAGGAGGAGCGCGGGGACUUACGAUGAGGAGGAUGAUGGGAGGGAGAGUUUGGUGGGCUUUGGGGAGGGGGCGGGGAGUACGGGGGAUGCCGAGUGGUGGAGGGCAAGGGGGGAUAGGGGGCUUGGAGAGGAGUAA